AUGUCUCCCUCAUUAUCUACUCAUCUGUCUGUCAAAUCUGUUCAUAUCUAUCUAUCUAUCUAUCUAUCUAUCUAUCUAUCUAUCUAUCUAUCUAUCUAUCAUUUUUAUAUCCCUCUACAUCUGACUCCUGCAUUUUUGGGAACCUGCUAUUCAAAAUUUGUUUGGUUACCUCAUCAAUAUCACCCGGAACAAAUCCAUCUUUCUUAUGGAGAUAAUCCAACUCAGAUGGUGAUCACCUGGGUGACACUCUGGCCAACCAAUUCGACUGUGGUUGAAUAUGGAAUUAGCAGACUGGAUACAGAGACCCAAGGAAAAGAGACUCUCUUCAUUGAUGGAGGAAGUGAAAAACGACAUAUUUAUAUGCAUCGUGUGAAAUUGACCAGUUUGAUACCAGGACAGAAAUAUUUUUACCAUUGUGGUGGUGAGAAAGGUUGGAGUGCACUCUACUUUUUUGCUGCUAUGAAGAGUGGUCAGAGCUGGAGUCCUCGACUGGCUGUUUAUGGUGAUAUGGGAAACAUUAAAGGUCGUUCUAUUCCCCGUCUUCAAGAAUGGGCACAGAAAGGAAAAUUUGAUGCUGUCCUUCAUGUUGGUGAUUUGGCCUACAAUUUGGAUACAGACAAUGCCCGAAUGGGGGAUGAAUUUAUGCGACAAAUUGAGCCGAUUGCUGCCUAUGUUCCUUAUAUGGUGUCUCCAGGCAACCAUGAAGAAAAAUACAAUUUCUCAAACUACAAAAGUAGAUUCUCGAUGCCGCAAAAUGGCGAUGGAGAAAACAUGUAUUACAGUUUUGAUAUUGGUCCAGUACACGUGAUUAGUUUCUCUUCUGAAGUCUAUUACUUUUAUAUUGAUUACCGCUACAUUGACAAAAUGUAUGACUGGUUAAAACGAGACUUGGAGGUUGCCAAUCAGCCUGAAAACCGUGCAGUGAGACCCUGGAUUAUUGCUUUGGCACACAAACCAAUGUACUGCACAAAUUCUGAUGAUCAACCAAUCUGCUUUAAUAAGUACAACCCUGUUAGAGUUGGAUCUUCCCUGCAAGUUGGAAGAGGGCUUGAAGAUUUGUUUUGCAAUUAUGGUGUGGAUAUCUAUUUUGCUGGUCAUGAGCAUUCUUAUGAGAGACUGCUACCUCUAUAUGACUUUAUGGUACGAAAUGGAUCAUUUCAUCAUCCAUACACUAAUCCCAAGGCCACUGUUCAUAUCGUCACUGGUUCAGCAGGUAAUCAAGAAGCCCAGGAUCCUUUUAAGCAUGUCGAUCAUCCCUUUAGUGUUUACCACUCGGACGAUUAUGGAUUCACCAUGAUGUAUGUUCACAAUGUAACACAUAUCCAUUUACAACAAGUGUCAGAUGAUAAGGGUGGCAAAAUAAUUGAUGACUUCUGGGUCAUUAAAGAAAAAGUUGGAGCCCCUAAUUUCAAAUGCAAGAAAUUACGUAACUAA
This is a messenger RNA of Acanthosepion pharaonis, 1434 nucleotides long. The record is from the annotation of a GenBank genome assembly. NCBI's taxonomy places the organism in Eukaryota, Metazoa, Mollusca, Cephalopoda, Sepiida, Sepiidae.